AAGGGUGGAGGAAGAGAAUUCCGACGCAGCCCUCUCUUUCGACGUAAACUUGCAUAACCUUUCUUUCACUAGCAGUUUCAAAGUCCGGAUAAACACGGAAUAAGCAGACGAGGAGGAGGGACGCAACACUUGCUGGUCACAGCUAAAACCGGAACACAAGUAUCAAAUCAAACCGGAAAAAGCUGAGAACCUGCUCAUGUUUUCGUCAGACACUAGAGAAACUUAGAACUGUUAGCACUGUUAGCCCUGUUAGCGGUCAGGUGAUUCAACUUUUUUAGCUAGUUCGAUUUUAAGGUUUUUGUUUUUUUUUUAUUUAAACUAUGAAAAUAUUUAUAUGCCACUCAAUGAAGAAAAGGAGAUGUUAGCUGUGGCUACCGACGCUAGCGGAAAGUAACGGGAACCUUUUAUCUGUGAGAACCAGGAUAAGUUCUACGCAGUCAUAUCACAUAAACCAGGUUCCUGGGAGAUGGGCUAAUACAAAGAGAAAUUUUGAAGAUUAAGUUUGUGGUGCAGCCUCAAAGCCAAACAUGAUGUAUCCCUGAUGGCAUCAUUCUCAGCGAUCCUGUUUGGACUAUGUGACUCUACUGUUUCUGUCCUCUGAUUGGUCUUCGAACAUAUCUCUGUUAUCAUGCAACUUACCUGUGAAAAGCUGAGACGUAGCUCCAGAACCAGGAAAGUAGCAGCUGUGCUACUUGCCUUCUAUGCCCUUAAAAAAAUAUCUCCAUAUGUGGUGAGAGGGAUCCAGAAAAGUGCAGUGGGAAGACAGUUGUUUGGACGUAAACUCCCUGUGGGUGUAGUCACAUCCCACUCCAGCUCGGUCCAAAGUGGAAGAGAGAAGAAGAAACAAGACAGCAGGUCUCCAUCAGUGAACAGGGAGUUUGCUCUUAGACUGUUUCGCCUGUUAAAGCUCUUAUUCCCACGGUUACUGUGUCCUGAGUUCGCACUAUUGGUCCUACAUUCAAUCACUCUGAUGUCGAGAACGUUUCUGUCCAUCUACGUGGCUUCUCUGGACGGAGCUAUUGUGAAGACCAUCGUGCAGAAGGACCCUCAGUCUUUCAUCCUGCAGCUUUCCAAGUGGCUGCUAGUCGCUGUCCCUGCAACCUUCAUCAACAGUGCCAUUCGCUUUCUGGAAGGCCAACUGAGUCUGCGCUUCAGAGGUCGUCUGGUCAGCCAUGCCUACCAGCUGUACUUCACCAACCAGACAUAUUAUCGUGUCAGUAACAUGGAUGGACGUCUGUCCAACCCUGACCAGUCCCUGACUGAGGACAUUGUCAUGUUUUCUGCCUCCAUCGCACACCUGUACUCCAACCUAACUAAACCCAUCUUGGACGUGAUAGUCACGUGUUAUACACUGGUGCGCACUGCCCACUCUAAAGGUGCAAACACAACAUGGCCGUCAGUCAUUGCUGGCCUAGUAGUCGCACUCACUGCUAAAGUCCUGAGAGACUGCUCACCUAGUUUUGGGAAACUGGUUGCAGAAGAGGCCAAGAAGAAAGGAGAGCUGCGCUACAUGCACUCGCGCAUUAUCACCAACUCGGAGGAGAUUGCCUUCUAUGGAGGACACAAGGUGGAGAUGUCCCAGCUGCAUAGCAGCUAUGCAGCUCUAUCAACUCAGAUCCAUCAGAACCUGCUGAAGCGUCUCUGGUAUGUCAUGUUGGAACAGUUCCUGAUGAAGUACGUGUGGAGUGCGUCUGGUCUGAUAAUGGUUGCUGUGCCUAUCAUUACUGCUACAGGAUACUCUGAACAUGAUUCAGAGGAGGUGAAGCAGGCAGCAAUCUCCAUGAAGGAGGAGGAGCUGGUCAGUGAGAGGACUCAGGCCUUCACCAUGGCCAGGAGUCUGCUCAAUGCUGGUGCCGAUGCUGUAGAGAGAAUCAUUAGCUCCUACAAGGAGGUCACAGAGUUGGCCGGUUACACCUCCCGAGUUUCAGAGAUGCUGGAUGUGUUUGAGGAUGUGAGUAGUGAAGUCUACCGUCGCUCUGCAAACAGAGAAGUGUCACAAGCAGAAGUUGGGGCACAGGACCAAGCUGUGGUUCAACAUGGUCAACGAGUCAGUGGACGUCUAGAGAUAAGAGGUCAGGUGAUCAGUGUGGAGAAGGGCAUUCGCUGUGAAAACCUGCCAAUCAUCACACCUACUGGAGAUGUGGUGGUGAGCUGUCUAAACAUCCAGGUGGACGAGGGCAUGAAUGUUUUGAUCACCGGUCCAAAUGGCUGUGGAAAAAGUUCCUUUUUCAGAAUCCUCAGUGGUCUGUGGCCUGUGUAUGGGGGAGUUCUGUACAGACCAGAACCACAGCACAUGUUCUACAUCCCUCAGAGACCCUAUAUGUCAGAGGGGACACUCAGAGACCAAGUCAUUUAUCCAGAUUCUGUGGACGACAUGCUUCAAAGAGGAGUUACUGAUUCACAAUUGGAGGAGAUACUGAGAACUGUUCACCUGCUCUAUAUCCUGGACCGUGAGGGAGGUUGGGAGGCAGUGAGCGACUGGCGGGACGUUCUAUCUGGAGGAGAGAAGCAGAGGAUGGGAAUGGCUCGGAUGUUCUAUCGCUGCCCUCGCUAUGCUUUGCUGGACGAAUGUACAAGUGCUGUUAGUAUUGAUGUGGAGGGAAACAUCUUCCAGGCUGCAAAGGAUGCUGGGAUAGCCCUCUUGUCAAUUACGCACAGGCCUUCGUUAUGGAAGUACCACUCUCACGUGCUUCAGUUUGAUGGAGAAGGAGGUUGGAGGUUUGAACCUCUGGAUGCAUCUACUCGUCUGUCUCUGCAGGAGGAGAAACAUCGACUGGAAAACCAGCUCUCUGGAAUUCCCAAGAUGCAACAGAGACUGACAGAGCUAUGUGUCCUGCUGGGAGAAAGAGAGGGUGUGAGUGAGAUGGAGGAGCCUGAUGAAUGAGCAAAUGAAAUGAUGAGGACAAGUCAAAGGAGUAAAUGCUGCAGGAUUUACCUGUAUGACUAAUUGUAUGACUGAAGCUGGCCCCCCUGACUGUGUUUUAAUCUGUAAUCUGAGAGAAUCUGCCAGAGUCAAUCAAAUCUUUAUAUUAUACAAAAAAAACUUUAAUUUUUGUAGAAAUUAAAGUAAAACACUUUUUGCAAAAUAAAACCACAGGCACAGAGGAAAAAAACAUUUCUGAAAUUGCUUUUGCAAUAUUUCAGUGAAAAACUGUUUUGUAUGCUGGUGUUAUAACACCAAAAUACAAAACUGACAUUUUUAAUACGUUAAUAUAAUAAGUUAAUGUUGACCCUCCUGUUGUCCUUUGCAUUUUGUACACACCCAGUCCUGUCCUCGCAACAGAUUUGCAUCUUAUGAGGAAACGUCGGCACAACCCGUGCAGUACAGGAGCAUGCAAGAACUUGGUCAGCCCCAAGAGUAAUUCUGAAGGUUAUGCUCUAAGAAACGUGUGCCAAAUUUUAAAUGAUUAUUUCUCAGUAAUAACAAACUCUGGCCAUAAUCUUAGAAUAUUUUAAUAAAGAGGUAAGCAUCACAA
This is a messenger RNA of Cynoglossus semilaevis (tongue sole), 3476 nucleotides long. It is a transcript of the gene abcd1, whose product is annotated as ATP-binding cassette, sub-family D (ALD), member 1. Gene Ontology annotation, biological process: fatty acid beta-oxidation; very long-chain fatty acid catabolic process; long-chain fatty acid import into peroxisome. Bases 629 to 2884 code for a protein of 751 amino acids. Gene Ontology annotation, cellular component: peroxisomal membrane. The record is from RefSeq and is a predicted model, not a curated record. The transcript is spliced from 18 exons. NCBI's taxonomy places the organism in Eukaryota, Metazoa, Chordata, Actinopteri, Pleuronectiformes, Cynoglossidae. Gene Ontology annotation, molecular function: long-chain fatty acid transmembrane transporter activity; ATP hydrolysis activity; ABC-type transporter activity.